Molecule: messenger RNA, 1827 nt
Organism: Thermochaetoides thermophila DSM 1495
Lineage: Eukaryota; Fungi; Ascomycota; Sordariomycetes; Sordariales; Chaetomiaceae
Exons: 3
Coding region: 1-1827 (608 amino acids)
Molecular function (GO): aldehyde dehydrogenase (NAD+) activity
Source: RefSeq, a predicted model, not a curated record
AUGGCAUCCACGGUGGUAGACACGGUGCUGCAGCUGCUCGACCAGCUGCCGCCCAUCAUCCAGCAAUUCAGCCCCAAGAACUCCCCAGAGACCUAUCUCACAGUGUUGGCUGCCAUUGUCCUGGCUUAUUCGAAUUGGCUUCUGUUCCAAUCGUUGAGCAAUCGGCCGAUCCCAUACAAGGUUUCUCCGCCAGAGCGGCCUGAGAAGCCAGAGAUCCUCGAGAAGCCAUCCAUCAAGGUCGAAGGCUCGAACACGAUCCGCUGCUACGCCCCCGCGACUGGCGAGCUUCUUGGCUACGUGGAGCCGGCAACACCAGAGACGAUUGACCGUGCCAUCGAGGAAGCCCAUGAGGCUCAGAAGAAGUGGGCGAACACAUCGUUUAACGAGCGCCGUGCCGUUUUGCGGACUCUUCUCCAGCAUGUUCUGGACAACCAGGAGCAGAUCUGCCGUAUUGCUUGUCUUGACAGUGGCAAGACCAUGGUGGAUGCGCAGCUCGGCGAAGUUCUCGUCACUGUAGAGAAGCUCCAGUGGACCAUCAAGCAUGGCGAGAAGGCUCUGGUGCCCGAGCGCCGCCCUACUAACCUGCUCAUGACCUACAAGCGAAACACUGUCCGCUACGAGCCCCUGGGUGUCGUUUCUGCAUUGGUCAGCUGGAACUACCCCUUCCACAACCUGAUCGGUCCCGUCAUCAGCGCUAUCUUCUCCGGCAACGGUAUCCUCGUCAAGGUCUCUGAGCAGACCGCCUGGAGCUCUCAAUACUUCACCAAGCUCAUCCGCGGCGCUCUGAUUGCUCACGGCCACGAUCCCCGUCUCGUUCAGACCGUCGUCUGCUGGCCCGAGGUUGCUGGCCACAUCACCUCACACCCGCGUAUCAGCCACAUCACUUUCAUCGGCUCACGCCCUGUCUGCCACAAGGUUGCUGCCUCGGCUGCCAAGGCUCUGAUUCCUGUGGUCGCUGAACUGGGCGGCAAGGACGCCUCGAUCAUCCUCGAUACAGUCAGCAAGAGCGAUCUCCCCCGCGUCGUCGAGAUCCUCAUGCGCGGCAGCUUCCAAGCCUCUGGCCAGAACUGCAUCGGCAUCGAGCGCAUCAUCGCCGCUCCCGGUAUCUACGACAAGUUAGUCUCGCUCCUCGAACCUCGUGUCCGCGCCCUGCGUCUCGGCCAAAACGCCGAUGUUGGGGCUAUGAUCUCUGACAAUAACUUCGCUCGCCUCGAGGGCCUCAUCGCUGAGGCUGUCUCUCGCGGCGCCCGUCUGCUUGUCGGCGGCAAGCGCUACGCCCACCCGGAUUACCCCAAUGGCCACUACUUCUCCCCGACCCUGCUCGUAGACGUCACCCCAGACAUGGCCAUCGCCAACGAGGAGUGCUUCGCCCCGAUCAUGGUCAUCAUGCGCGCGCCGUCCCCUUCAGCAGAGGACAUUCUGGCAGUCGCCAACGCUCCCGACUUUGGCCUAGGCAGCUCGGUCUUCGGCGCCGACUCGGACCCGCGCAUUCCCAAGAUCGUGCGCGGCAUCAAGGCCGGCAUGAUCUCGGUCAACGACUUCGCCGCUACCUACGCGGUGCAGCUGCCAUUCGGCGGCGUCGCUGGGUCCGGGUACGGCCGGUUCGCCGGCGAGGAGGGCUUGCGCGGGCUGUGCAACGUUAAGGCUGUCUGCGAGGACCGCAUGUCGUGGCUUGGCGUGCGCACCGCCAUCCCGCCGCCGAUGCGUUACCCUGUCGUGGACCAAGAGCGCAGCUGGCGGUUUGCUAAGGGCAUUGUGGAGGUUGGCUAUGCCAUGGGGCUUUGGGGAAAGCUGGCUGGUGUGUUGGGGAUUGUGAAGAACAGCUAA